Messenger RNA from Pseudophryne corroboree (corroboree frog), 5181 nucleotides. It is a transcript of the gene TMEM119, whose product is annotated as transmembrane protein 119. NCBI's taxonomy places the organism in Eukaryota, Metazoa, Chordata, Amphibia, Anura, Myobatrachidae. Gene Ontology annotation, cellular component: plasma membrane. Gene Ontology annotation, biological process: positive regulation of osteoblast proliferation; positive regulation of osteoblast differentiation; ossification. The record is from RefSeq and is a predicted model, not a curated record. The transcript has 2 exons. The coding region runs from base 274 to 1146 and encodes 290 amino acids.
GCAGCGGAAAAAACGGAGGAGGUGUAAGCAGGCAGUGAUGGUGAUGACAAGCGGAGGAAAGGAUCGGUGAGCUCCGAAACUGUGAAAUAACCCAGAGCAGACGAUACAGGAGAAGCGGGGAACUUACCAUUCACUGCCAAGCAGAGACGCCAUCUAUUGUACCGAGCUCCUGGAGAGAGCAGAGAGAGGAGCAGAUUGUAGCUGAGAGCCGGUGGCCGCCCUCUUGUGAGUCACAGUGAUGCGGAAGGAGGAGAAGCAAACUAGAGAAGAAGAAUGGGAUACCUCGUGACCUUAUGUAUUCUGCUAUUCUUCACUUGCCCCAUGUGCCUAGCUCGAUACACCACUCCUGAGUUUGAGAAUGGAAGCGGAGAUGAAGAAGGCACAAGUUUAACGUCCCCUACUCAGGGCCAUGAGCUUGUUGGGCUUACAACAGAGAACACUGUAAAAGUGAAUGGCACAGCCACCUCGUUUAACCUUUUGGAGAGUAUAACUCAGUUUUUAAAAGAGUAUAUGUUACUUAUAAUUGUGGUGGGUUCACUGGUCAUUCUGCUGAUAUUUAUAGUAUGUACAGCAGUGAUUAUGAGUCACAGACACAAAGCAUCUGCCUACUACCCUUCCUCCUUCUCACAGAAAGAGUAUGUGAACCAUGAUGACAAAUGUGGAGGGCCAAGGUCCUUUAAUGAGAUUCCAGAAAAAGCACAAGAUGUAAAGGCAGAAGAGGUUGUGGACUCGACUAAGCAGCUUCAAGCUGAUAUCCUCAAUGCUGCACAAAACCUUAAAUCACCUACCAAAGGGGCUAGCUUCAAAGAAGACCAAAAGAUCCCAGAGGAACCAAAAGAGACCAGUGAACCAUCUGAGAAAGAAAAUACGGAAGAGGCUACCACUGAUAAAACCCAAGAGAGUAUUAAAAUCCAAGAGAAAUCUCCCUGUGAAAAAGUGGAGGAGACUCCCAGUGAGCCACCAGGGGAAUGUAAACCUGCAGGCGAUUCUCAGGAGGUUCCUGCUGAAGCAGAUGUUCUAACAACUGAGGAGCAACGUGGUGGAAAUGUGGAAGAGGCGAAUCCUGUGUCCCCUAACUGUGAAACAGAAAACAGUCCUUGUGCGGGUCAAGAAGCACAGCAGGCCUCAGAAAUAUGCGGGGUUUAAUACAGUAUGACAGUAUUAUUAAAAAAGACAUGCAAACUCAACCUAAAUUAAAGGGUUAUAUAUGUAGCUGCAGUAAUUAUUUUUAUGCAGUUGACCAAGACAGCAAACAGAAAACAGGUGUCAUUUUCAUGAGCAAUCAAGAGAUUUUGGGAACUGCAGCAUUCAAGCACAGCAGCAAAACAAUAACUAGAAGGCAUGAUAACUGUAUUUUUUAAAAACAUUUGUUAAUUUCUAUAACAAAAACAAAAACCAAAGAGAUCCAGUUUCUACAUCGGAGACACUAUACUUUCUUUAUGGACUCAUAGAAGGUACAAUAAUGAAAUCAGACAUUGUAAUGUCACAUAAAGUAGUGAUGAUAAUUCUAGUUCAGUAUGUGUUUGUUAUUACUUAAGACUAGACCUCCAGCCAAGUUUUGAAAGAUCCACAAAAUUUGUAGUUACUGAUUAUUUUAGUAAAGCCCUCCAGGCCCAGAAGUGGGUAGGAGGUGAGGGGGCAUGGUAUCAUCCAACCCCUACACCGCCCACUUGACUGGCGAUGUAGGCUGAUCCAGUAUGCUGGUAUACUCUCUGUUGGGUCUGCGAUUGCUCCCAAAAAUUCGGGACCUCCUGGACCUUCUGGUAGAGUUAACAGCUAUAACACAAAUGUGGGUAAAUUACAUUACCAAAAGUCACAGUUUUACAAAGGGUGCCAACCUUUAUUCCAGCCACAAGGUUCUCUCUGUUCUCUAGGUUAGGAAUCAAGUAUGCACUGUCCACCACUUGAUUUAAUAAAAGCUCAUUACUGACAGAUGCUGUUCAUUUGAUACAGAUUCACAUUGAGCAACUUGGGAAAAUAAGUAACAAAAGGGAAGUAUUGCAUUAAGUGUCAGAUAUUUUACUUGUAAUAAUUUCCAAAGAUGACAUUGCUUUUCAGUGAGAAUAAGCUUAAGAAUGCAAACCGCUUCCCACUGAAAUGGAUGUACAAUUACAUGUGUGCCUCAGACAAAUCAUAAAACUCAACUUUGUGCUUCUUUACAACAAAAGGACAUGUCUCCAUCAUGGCAUGGCCAUCACCCUUUUCAGUUAAUUUAUAUAUCAGCAUCUUCUAUGCUGCGUAUUGGUAUGGUGCUUUUGCUAUGUAUCAGAUUCAAAGCAUAUUCUAUUUGUUCCAUAGGAGCACACCAUUCCACUCAGUGCUUACCUGAAUUCAUUCCUCACCUGUUUUUGGAAUAAGGCAUUCUCCGAUGCACAUAAUCUAUUACACGGAGAGAUCAUAAAUGAGUGAUAAAGAUAAACAAUCCUUCAUAUAGAGAUUCUCAUAUUUUAGGUACUAUGAAAUCUGACUCCACAUCCAUAUAAUAAUAAUGUAUUACUUUAUUGGACCCAUAUGCUGGGUUAUUUCAGUCUCCACCCCAUCCCAUCCUCCACUCUAUCAGGUACCGUCCCCUCUCUGCUAUUCUGACUCCUGUCACUCCGUCCUGACUGACCCUCCCCUCCUUCAUUGCUAUGUCUCAUCUCUCCCCCGUUGUUCAGCUCUGACCCCCAAUCAACCCCACUUCCCGCUGUCAUCCCCCCACCUCCCAUCCCCCGGCUCCAAUACUUACCUUGUUCCUGGUGGCUGGUCCUCCUCUUCAAGUUCUGUCCCAUCUCACUCUAAGUGGGAAUAUUUAGGAUGCGCACCCAGGCUUCCACUGCAUGUGCACUGAGGAGACAGGACAAUCCUUCUACAAUUAUUAUGUAGAUUAUAUUCCAUUCAACCCAUGGUUGCUGAACUAGAUAUGUUAAUAAACCAAUAUAGUCAUGUUAAUAUUCAAGAUAGUCAUAAUUAAUAUUAAAUAUUUUAUAAUUUUAUAGUGGUCAAAAGUUAGUUAUAUAUUUAGUUAGCAAUAGUGAACUAAUGAUUACUGAGUAUAUACGACCACAGGGCCUGAUUCAGAUAUGUACGCAAACAUGAUGUUUUUGCAGUUAAGGGUUAUUGCUGGUCGUUGUAUGUAUCUAAGGGGGUCUAUUUACUAAGCCUUGUAUGGAGAUAAUGUGAACAGGGAUAAAGUACCAGCCAAUCAGCUCCUGUCAUUUUUCAAACACAGGGGCAGACGUAUUAACCUGGAGAAGGCAUAAGGAAGUGAUAAACCAGUGAUAAAUGCAAGGUGAUAAACGCACAAGCCAAUCAGCUCCCAUAUGUAAAUUAACAGUUAGGAGCUGAUUGGCUGGUCCAUUAUCACCUUGCACUAAACACUGCUUUAUCACUGGUUUAUCACUUCCUUAUGCCUUCUCCAGGUUAAUACAUCUACCCCACAGUCUGUAACAUGGCAGUUAGGAGCUGGUUGGCUGUUUCUUAUCUCCGUCCACUGUCUCUAUCCAAGGCUUAGUAAAUAGACCCCUUCGUCACACUGUGCACGUGCUGUGAUGAUCUUGCAAUGGUAGUCGCAGAGUCUGGGACCAUUUAUGGCAGGGAUCUGGGAGUGGUGGCAAUAACGCAGGCAUGUCAUGUUUUUGGGGGGUAUCUCAGCCUGUGACUGCAAUUCCAUAUGCAGUAACAGUGUCUCUGGUAUCUCACUUCCUGCAGCCAUGCUUCCCAACCGUAGGAAUACUCAGAAACCUUAUUUGUGGGUACCCAACCGCUUGUACGCAUACAGCCGCCAUUGGGCGUGUCACUACAAUUUCAAGUGGCUGUGGCAUUGGCAUAUGUUUGCAUAGUAUUUGUGCACACAUUUGCAGCAGUGGUAGCAUUAUCAUACAUCUCUGUAUCAAGCCCACUGUUCAGCUCUAGUGACCUGGGAGGUAAUUCAGACCUGAUCGCUGGGCAGCGAUUUUUGCGAAGUGUGCGAACGCAUGUGUAGCAGAGCUGCACAAACUGAUUUUUUGCAGUCUCUGCGCAGCCCAGGACUUACUCAGCCGCUGCGAUCACAUUAGCCUGUUCGGAACCAGAUUUGACAUCUUUGCGUUUUUCCAAACACUCCCUGAAAACAGUCAGUUUACACCCACAAAUGCCCUCUUCCUGUCAAUCUCCUUGUGAACGCUGGCGCAAAUGGUCCUUCGCACAAACCCGUCGCUGACCGGCGAUCCGCUUUGCAGCCAUCUGUCGCGCCUGUGCAUUGCGGUGCAUACGCAUGCGCAGUUUGGAUCUCAUCGCUCACUGUGCGAAAACGCACAGCAGUGAUCAGGUCUGAAUUACCCCCCUAGUUAAAAAGAAAAAUAGACAUAAAUGUAUAUUUCAUUUUCUAGAUAUACAUUUAAAUGUAUCAAUAAAUAGUUAGUGAUAUAUAUUGCUACACAGUACACAAUAUAUUUUAUAUAUGCAGACAAACAUUUAAAGCGUUGUAUACUGGAAACUAGGCAUAAUUAAACUUCCCCAUGAUCCAUCAGUGUAUUUUGGAGAUAUUGGGGGCGAUUCAAUUGUUUGCUUUGCUUGGGCAUGAAUACCAUGGAUGCCCAAUUAUUUCUGCUCGCCGUCUCCUCUUUGGGUGGGCAGAAAUGUGGAAAAAGUUGGGCUUUUUGCACAUGUAUUAUGUGGCUAAACCCUGUCAAUUUGGGUGUGACAAUUGCAUAACGCCAAGUGAUGGGUGAAAUGGCACGUCAGAAUGUGUUAAAGCAAUUGAAUCUCCCCCAAUUACUCUUUAUAUUGCGAGUGAGUAAUCACUCUGAUUAUGGAAAGGUUAUAACUGAACUUGUUAAAUGUUUUUCUGUACUGUAAUAUAGUAAUAUCUUUCAUUGUAGGCAUUAUUUUUAUUGUAUUGAUUCAUACGUGUUACUUGUUGAACCUCUUUGAAUGAAAAACAGGUCAUUAACUUAUUAACUUCUCCUCUUCUAUAUAAUUAUAAAAUACUGCUGCGUGUAAUUAGCCACUGAUGUGAAGCCAUGGGGUUAAUUGUGCAGUGUUUCUAAAAUAGUAUCUCUAAUUUGGAGUCCCUGAAAGAGUUUGCUUAGUAUGGAAUGACUGAAAACUUUUGAUAUAUGAUUCCAAACAUGUAUUUAGCUAGAAACAACUGUAUACACAAUGAGGAUAAACUUGAGUUGUUUGAGCAGAUCAACAAUGCAAAAUAAACCUUUUAAUAUA